Molecule: messenger RNA, 1998 nt
Organism: Saccharomyces paradoxus
Lineage: Eukaryota; Fungi; Ascomycota; Saccharomycetes; Saccharomycetales; Saccharomycetaceae
Gene: GRS1
Product: glycine--tRNA ligase
Exons: 1
Coding region: 1-1998 (665 amino acids)
Biological process (GO): mitochondrial glycyl-tRNA aminoacylation
Cellular component (GO): cytoplasm; mitochondrion
Molecular function (GO): glycine-tRNA ligase activity; ATP binding
Source: RefSeq, a predicted model, not a curated record
AUGAGUGUGGAAGAUAUCAAGAAGGCUAGAGCCGCUGUUCCAUUUAACAGAGAACAGUUAGAAAGUGUUUUGAGAGGAAGAUUUUUUUAUGCCCCAGCUUUUGACUUGUACGGUGGGGUUUCUGGUUUAUAUGACUAUGGUCCACCAGGUUGUGCAUUCCAAAAUAACAUCGUUGAUGCCUGGAGAAAGCAUUUUAUUUUAGAAGAGGAUAUGUUGGAAGUCGACUGUACUAUGUUAACUCCAUAUGAAGUUUUGAAGACAUCAGGUCAUGUCGACAAAUUUUCUGACUGGAUGUGUAGAGAUUUGAAGACUGGUGAGAUUUUUAGAGCUGACCAUUUAGUCGAAGAAGUCUUAGAAGCUCGCUUAAAAGGUGAUCAAGAAGCUAGAGGUUUAGUCGAGGAUGCUAAUGCAGCUGCUAAGGACGAUGCCGAAAAGAAGAAGAGAAAGAAGAAGGUUAAACAAAUUAAGGCAGUAAAAUUGGAUGACGAUGUUGUCAAAGAAUAUGAAGAAAUUUUGGCCAAAAUUGACGGUUAUUCUGGCCCAGAAUUAGGUGACUUAAUGGAAAAAUACGAUAUCGGUAAUCCAGUCACUGGAGAAACUUUAGAAUCUCCAAAAGCUUUCAAUCUGAUGUUUGAAACUGCUAUUGGUCCAUCUGGUCAAUUGAAGGGUUACUUAAGACCAGAAACUGCCCAAGGUCAAUUCUUGAACUUUAACAAAUUAUUAGAAUUUAACAACAGUAAGACUCCCUUUGCUUCUGCCUCUAUUGGUAAAUCAUUUAGAAAUGAGAUUUCCCCAAGGGCUGGUUUAUUAAGAGUUCGUGAAUUUUUAAUGGCAGAAAUUGAGCAUUUCGUUGACCCAUUAGAUAAAUCUCAUCCAAAAUUCAAUGAGAUCAAAGACAUCAAGCUUUCCUUUUUACCUCGUGACGUCCAAGAAGCUGGUUCUACUGAACCAAUUGUCAAGACUGUUGGUGAAGCAGUUGCUUCGAGGAUGGUUGAUAAUGAAACUUUGGGUUACUUUAUUGCUAGAAUUUACCAAUUUCUGAUGAAAAUUGGUGUUGACGAAUCCAAGUUGAGAUUCCGUCAACAUAUGGCCAAUGAAAUGGCGCACUAUGCCGCUGACUGUUGGGAUGGUGAAUUGAAAACCUCAUAUGGGUGGAUUGAAUGUGUCGGAUGUGCUGAUAGAUCUGCUUACGAUUUAACUGUUCAUUCCAAAAAGACCAAAGAAAAAUUGGUUGUUAGACAAAAAUUAGAGAAUCCAAUUGAAGUCACAAAAUGGGAAAUUGAUUUGACGAAGAAAUUGUUCGGUCCAAAAUUCAGAAAAGAUGCACCAAAGGUUGAAUCCCACUUAUUGAAUAUGUCUCAAGAUGAUUUGGCUUCUAAAGCUGAGUUAUUGAAGGCAGACGGCAAGUUUACUAUAAAGGUUGAUGGUAUUGAUGGUGAAGUCGAGUUGGACGAUAAAUUGGUUAAAAUCGAACAAAGAACAAAGGUUGAACACGUUAGAGAAUACGUUCCUAGUGUUAUUGAACCAUCUUUUGGUAUUGGUCGUAUCAUCUACUCGGUUUUUGAGCACUCUUUCUGGAACAGACCAGAAGACAAUGCUAGAAGUGUCCUCUCCUUCCCACCUUUGGUUGCUCCAACAAAGGUUCUGUUGGUUCCCUUAUCUAACCACAAAGAUUUAGUUCCUGUUACUACUGAAGUCUCCAAGAUCUUAAGAAAGUCUCAAAUCCCAUUCAAGAUUGAUGACUCUGGUGUUUCCAUUGGUAAAAGGUAUGCUCGUAAUGAUGAACUAGGUACUCCAUUUGGUGUUACCAUUGACUUUGAAUCUGCUAAAGACCAUUCCGUCACUUUGAGAGAAAGAGAUUCUACCAAGCAAGUUAGAGGUUCUGUCGAAAAUGUCAUCAAGGCCAUCCGCGAUAUUACUUACAAUGGUGCUUCUUGGGAAGAAGGUACUAAGGGCUUGACUCCUUUUGUCGCCCAAGCUGAAGCUGAAACUGACUAA